Molecule: messenger RNA, 1191 nt
Organism: Aspergillus pseudonomiae
Lineage: Eukaryota; Fungi; Ascomycota; Eurotiomycetes; Eurotiales; Aspergillaceae
Exons: 2
Coding region: 1-1191 (396 amino acids)
Source: RefSeq, a predicted model, not a curated record
AUGUCCUUCCACGGAGGAUUUUCGCACUAUACCUGGCAACAGGCUGUAAACGACACAUAUCUCAACCACCACCAGCAGAGCGAAAAUAUCGACCUCCAACAAUAUCUAACGGAUGGAUAUAAGCUCGAAGCCAACAAUCAAGAACUCAUACAGACAAUCAGUGAACUGCUGUGCGAGAACGAAAAUUACAGACAGGACCUCGAAGCCGCAGACCAAGCGUACGAGCUCGCGCAAUAUAUGUCGUACGUUGCGCAGUCGACUUUCGAGACCCAGAAGCACUAUUUUCAAUCAGCAGAGGAGGCAUACGCGCAGGCCCAAGAGCAGAUGAUGAGAUAUACUGAGUUGUUGGCCGACGCUUGUGCGAAGACGAGGGCUUGGGAGGCCCAGCUUCGCUUUCGGGGGUAUAUGGUUGAUGAUUUGAAUGCAGUGUUGGAGGACAGGCAGGCCAUGAUCGACGAGUAUCGGCGCCGCAUCGGGCAGGUCGAGAAUCCGUGCUGGGCUGCGGAUGUCUGCGCGUGGAGGUAUCUCCUGGUCGAAGAAGGUGAGAUUCUGGGGGAGAUACUGUUUCGGAUCAGUCGUGCUGCUGAUGAGAUGGAGGAUCUCUGCAGGAGCUAUCGACAGUUUUUGGCUGAUAGGAUGGAUAUUGUCUCAGAGGUUGGUGAUGGGGGAGAAUCUAUGUGGCGUGCUGCUUCUCGGGCUGCAGCUGGAAAUCGUGGUUUGGCUGAUUUGGAACGCGAUUUAGAUGACUUGAUCCAUAGGGAAAGGUCUGGUUGUGGGCUCAAUCCUUUCCUGGAGCGAAAUUUCUCGCACAUAAUCGCUGAGGCCCAGGCUAGUUGCGGGGCCAAUGGAGCAGAUGCGCAGGCACAAGAGGAGAGUGAAUGCGAAUAUGAGCCGCCCGAGACAACUCCCCCACCCUCUAUCCCUAUAACACCAGGGGGUCAUCCCAAUUUAGGGGAGGGGCAGAUGUUUGCCAGCUACAUCCAGCCACCGCAGGCCACAUUUAUAGGGCAAAACAACUGGUUUCAUAUAUAUGGCAGUGCACCGCAGGAUACUGUCAUGUUCAAUGACACACAGGAUCCAGUCGGUCAGCCCAUAGAUUCGCAUGUCUUUACACUAGAUGUGGAGCUUACUCAAGUAUCACAGAGAAUCUUCGAUUGUGUCAUGCGCCCUGCCAACGCAAGGUCAGUGUGA